Messenger RNA from Mauremys reevesii (Reeves's turtle), 1614 nucleotides. Its product is annotated as survival motor neuron protein 1-like. Gene Ontology annotation, biological process: mRNA processing. Bases 313 to 1473 code for a protein of 386 amino acids. Lineage: Eukaryota; Metazoa; Chordata; Testudines; Geoemydidae. The transcript has 10 exons. Gene Ontology annotation, cellular component: nucleus; cytoplasm. Gene Ontology annotation, molecular function: RNA binding. The record is from RefSeq and is a predicted model, not a curated record.
GGUGGGGAAAGGAUGAGUUAAUCAUGAGGUUUUCGAGCCAGUCAUGGUUUCUGCAGCUUGCAAAACGUUGUGACUCGUUUCACAACAACCCCUGCAGCGUGCAUCAUGUUUCCUUGGCUGGGACUUUUCUAGGUUGUCCUCUGUUUUCCUCUUCUGCGAGGCGGCUCAGACCCCAGGUGCAGACUUUAUCAGCCCCGCUUCUGAUGCACGCGCCUGCUGGCUGCAGACAAGGCCCGCUCCAGGCUCGCGCUCACCGCGGCCGCUGCUUGGGUGGCAAGAUUUAUUUCAGGCAGAGAAUGAACCAGCCUCCAAAUGCCUCUCAAACCCGGGAACUCAAACAAGACACCGUGUACUUUCCCGAGCAGCGGAGCUGCCAGGGAACUUGCAGGGAGCGCUGCUGGCCUUCGGCUUGAAUGCGUUUUCCAAAGCGAGCUCUGGGGGGGUUGCGAGGUUCGCGUAACAUUCCGCUCUGCAAAGCAGAUUGCAGACUGUGCCGCGUCCGACGACCGCGCUCUGAUCCGCUCCUACGACCGAGCCGUCCGCUCCUAUAAGGACACCCUGGGAGCUGACAACACGGACCAGGCAUCCAAGAGCUCUGAGUCCUCAGCCUCCAGCGGGGCCGAGAGCGAGGGAGAUGUGGAGGAGGAGGAGGAGAAGAAAGAGGAGGAAGGCUCCCAGUGGAAGGUGGGUGACGCCUGCGGCGCCGUCUGGUCCGGAGACGGGCUGCUCUACCCGGCUCGCGUCGUCUCCCUGAGCGAGGAGGGGGACGCCUGCGUGGUGGAGUAUGAGCACUACGGCAAUCAGGAGGAACAGAGGCUGCGGGACCUGUUCCCCCCCGGCAGGAGCCCGGAUGACUUGCUGGAGCCCCGGAGAACGUGGAAGGUGGGCGACGCCUGCAGCGCCAUCUGGUCGGAGGACGGGCUGCUCUACCCGGCCACGGUGCGGUCGGUGGACGCCGCGGCGGGGACGUGCCUGGUGGAGUUUGUCGGCUACGGGAACAAGGAACAGCAGGCGCUGGAGGAGCUGCUGCCCCCUUGUGGAGCCGUGGAUGGGGACCUGGGCAGCUGGAGGGCUGAAGCGGAUGCCCCCGGAGUGCCCAGGGGACGCAGCCCCAGCUUCCCCCACGAGCCGCCCCACAGCUGGAGGAGGCAGAGCACGAAAGGGGAGUGGGCUCAUUACUUCUCCCCGCCGCCCAAGAGCGGCUCCUGGUGGCCCGGUCCCUUGCUGCCCUUCGGCCCCCCGCCGCGCAGAUCCGCCUGCCCCCCGAUCGUCCCUCCCCCCCCGCCACUGCUUCUGGACUCGCUGUGCGCAGAGGAUGAUGAGGGGGGGGCCCUGGCCUGCAUGCUCCUGGCCUGGUACAUGAGCGGGUACCACACUGGCUUCUACAUGGGACUCAGACAAGGCCGGGCGGAGGCGGCGACCCCCCCUCCAAAGCAGGGACCACGGUGGAAGAAGUCGUCCCCGCGCAGUUAGGGGCAGCUGGGUCUGGCUUCUUGCUCCCCCCCGGCGGGCUUGAGGCAGCGGCACCGUCGGCCAGAGGUCUCCGCGCUGGCACCGGCGCUCAUGCUUCGAGGACUGGGACUCUGCAGUGCUGGGUACCAGCUCGCCGUGCAC